CAUCCGCGCUCACUGCUCUCUGGCUGGCUUGCCGGGCAGCUCGCCUGCUAGCCUGCUCGCCCGCUGGCCCGCGCUCCCGCGCUCGCCAGGCCCUUUCUGUCCAGGCGUUUCGGCGGCGGCCUCGAGGAUGAAGUGCAAGCCGAACCAGACGCGCACCUACGACCCCGAGGGCUUCAAGAAGCGUGCGGCUUGCCUGUGUUUCCGCAGCGAGCGCGAGGACGAGGUGCUGCUGGUGAGCAGCAGCCGGUACCCGGACCGCUGGAUCGUGCCGGGCGGGGGCAUGGAGCCCGAGGAGGAGCCGGGCGGCGCGGCCGUGCGAGAGGUGUACGAGGAGGCAGGCGUCAAAGGGAAGUUGGGUCGUCUGCUGGGCGUCUUCGAGCAGAACCAAGAUCGCAAGCACAGGACCUACGUGUACGUCCUGACCGUCACCGAGCUGCUGGAAGACUGGGAAGAUUCGCUCAGCAUCGGGAGGAAGCGACAGUGGUUCAAGAUCGACGAUGCCAUCAGGGUCCUCCAGUGCCACAAGCCGGUGCAUGCUGAGUACCUGGAGAAACUGAAGCUGGGCGGCUCCCCCACCGAUGGCAACUCGGGCGCCCCGCCGCCGCUGCAGCCGCCGCUGCCGCUGGAGAGCGCUCCCUAAUGAACAGUAAAGAAGCUCAAGAUUACUCUGAAUGAAUCAUUGUUGUGAAUCCAGUGCUCAACAGAAUUGUCAAGAAUAAAUGAGCACUUCUAAUGUUCCUGAGGAGACAGUUCAUCUGAUUUUCCUCCUACAUCUCGAGACAGACACUCUUUCCCUGUCUAUUCCACCGACUCCUCCUGCUCUGAUUGCUACACAAUUGCACAUGAACAGUACCUAUAGCCAGGCUUUUGUUGUGCUUUUUUGAUGUGCCUGCCUUUUUCAUUACACUGUGUCUCUGAGAACAAAGACUAUUUUUCCUUACACUUUGCAGAUCCUACACAUGAGAUAGUACUUGAAAUAUGGUUGGCAUCACUAAAGGUCUUUGAUUCAGUUAAUAUUUUGAAAUCCCUCUGUGACAAAACAUUCCCCUCCUAAUCUGGUGCUAGUAGAGUACAUCCUGUCUAAGUAUCAUGUGUGUGGCUUUUGUCUAUCAGAUGUUUCACAAACAUUUCAAGACAGUUGUAAGAUGUUCAAAGACAAGAAUUAUUGCUCACAUUUCUAUGUCAUACUAUACAGUAGCUGGCACACUUUCAAGAUUAUGCCAUCAAUUAGGGCAAUGUUUUAUAGAAUCAGUUCAUGUAAUAUUUUAGAGUUUUUGUACUGUUGUUAACUUGCUUAAAAUUUUAUUCAAAAAAUCCUUUGCUAUAAAGAUAACUAAAAAUAAAUACAAUGAACACAGAAAAUAUUGUGAUUUUAUAAAGUAAAUUUUAAAAUGAUAAUACAAAUAAUACAUUUAAAUUUUUGCAAUGACCUAACAACACUUAUUACACAUCAUCUUAACAUCUCUUUGAAGAAAAAUUGUUUUAGCUAUUUUAUAGAUUAAAUAUACUGUAUUAUUUGAUGUCAGAGCCAAGUAAGACUGCAAUAUAGGUAGUUUCCAAACUAAAUUAUACCAUUUAGCUCGCCUCUGUCACUGUUUCAGUUGGCCAUAUUGUUUAUCCUUUUCUCAGCACACUCAACUAGCUUCUUAUCCCAUCUAGUUUCUAGAGGGAUGAGAGUGGUGAAUUGUCACUUAGAACCAUUUGAGAAAAAGACAGCUGUAAGUGAAGGGAAAAAAUGAAAGAUUUAAAAAGAGAGGGAUUAGAUCAGCUGCUUCCAGGAGAAAAUUUUUGAGAAAACAAUAUUUAAGGAAAAUUUCAUAGGUUGCCAUGGGGUCUGUGAUGUCAGCACUUUUCCCUAGCUUCUUACAAAGGUUUCUGAAGUGGCUUUAACAUGGUAACUUCUAUUUCCUUUAACCCUGUAACACAGGUAACUCCAUUUUAGUAUUACACUCUUCCUCAUGGUACCAGUGAAAUGUAUUGAUUGUGUUCCCAAAUCUUAGAGAAUUUGAAAUAAAAACAUGUCUUUUUGA
This is a messenger RNA of Cavia porcellus (domestic guinea pig), 2030 nucleotides long. Its product is annotated as diphosphoinositol polyphosphate phosphohydrolase 3-beta. Gene Ontology annotation, biological process: adenosine 5'-(hexahydrogen pentaphosphate) catabolic process; diphosphoinositol polyphosphate metabolic process; diadenosine pentaphosphate catabolic process. Gene Ontology annotation, cellular component: cytoplasm; nucleus. Gene Ontology annotation, molecular function: endopolyphosphatase activity; bis(5'-adenosyl)-hexaphosphatase activity; diphosphoinositol-polyphosphate diphosphatase activity. The transcript has 2 exons. The record is from RefSeq and is a predicted model, not a curated record. Bases 128 to 640 code for a protein of 170 amino acids. NCBI's taxonomy places the organism in Eukaryota, Metazoa, Chordata, Mammalia, Rodentia, Caviidae.